Molecule: messenger RNA, 2406 nt
Organism: Hypoxylon trugodes
Lineage: Eukaryota; Fungi; Ascomycota; Sordariomycetes; Xylariales; Hypoxylaceae
Product: small oligopeptide transporter
Exons: 8
Coding region: 1-2406 (801 amino acids)
Biological process (GO): transmembrane transport
Molecular function (GO): oligopeptide transmembrane transporter activity
Source: RefSeq, a predicted model, not a curated record
AUGGGUUUCAGCUUUCGCAAACGUGCCGCGGUAGAGGAGGUUGCUCCGGCGAGCAUCUCCUCUACCGAAGCAGCAGAGGCCACCGGCGCCGAAGCUUUGAACACACUCAAACAGUUCGAAGAACAACACAAGCUCGACCCUAACCUACCCGUUGAAGAGCUGAAUACUGUCGACGCGGUCCUUUCCACGGGCAAUGCGGAGAAGGGUGUCGAAGUCGAGACGGCGUUGGUAGAAGAAAACAGCCCUUACCCCGAGGUGUGCGCUGCAGUUAGGAACUACGAUGUCGACCUACCGGCUAACACGAUCCGCGCCUGGGUAAUCGGCUUGAUCUUGUGUACUGUGGGAUCGGCCGUCAACAUGCUCUUCUCUCUAAAGAACCCUACUAUUCAAAUCACGACCUACGUGAUCCAGUUGGUUUCAUAUCCGAUCGGACUGGGAUGGGAUUUGGUCUUCCCCGAUCGUCAGUUUUCUAUCUUCGGGGUCAAGUUCAAUUUCAAACCCGGCAAGUUCAACUUCAAGGAGCAUGUUAUUAUUGUGGUCAUGUCGAAUGCAGCUUAUGGAGGUGGAUUCUUAUAUGCCACAGAUGUGUUGAUUGCUCAACAAGUAUUCUACAAGCAGAAUUUUGGUUGGGGAUUUCAGCUCCUUUUCGGCAUAACUACGUUAUGUACGGGUUACGGUCUAGCUGGUAUCGGUAGACGUUUUUUGGUUUGGCCAGCCGCCAUGAUAUGGCCUUCCGAUCUUGUGAAUGCUUCGUUAUUCUAUGCUCUGCAUGAUCAUUCGCCAUCCGACCCCACCAAGGCAAACGGCUGGGCUAUUAGCAGGUACCGGUGGUUCUUAUACGUCAUGGGAGGGGCGUUCGUCUGGUAUUGGUUCCCUGGUUGGAUCUUUCAGGGCCUGUCCUAUUUCACCUUCAUCUGCUGGGCUGCCCCUAAAAGCGUCGUCGUCAACAAACUCUUUGGGGGCUAUUCCUAUGGCCUCCUACCGACAACCUUAGACUGGACCGUGAUUUCUGGCUACGCUCUAUCUCCGCUCAUCCCGCCCUUCCAUGCCGUCGCCAAUACCGUGGCAGGUGUCAUAAUCUUCUUCAUCUUCGUCUCGAUGGGCCUACAUUUCUCUGGCACGUGGUACGCCGACUACUUCGUCGUCCAGUCGUCCAGCGCUUUCGAUAAUACGGGUGCUGUCUACGACGUAUCGAGGAUACUAAACGAGGACUUGGUCUUUGACGAGCAGAAAUAUCACGAAUAUUCUCCUUUAUACCUCUCUACCCAGUUUGCUAUAGCUUAUGGACUCUCUUUCGCUGCCGUGGCCGCCGUCGUUGUCCACGUCGCUUUAUACCACGGGCAGCAGAUCGUCACGCAAUUCAAGCUUGCUCGUAGGCAAACCGACGAUAUCCACAUGAAGCUCAUGAAAAAGUACAAGGACGCAGACGAUUGGUGGUACCUUGCACUCUUCAUCAUCAUGGUUGGCUUGUCCUUCGCUGUCUGCUGUGCUUGGCCGACUGGCUUCCCAGCUUGGGCUUAUGUUGUCUGUAUACUGAUACCACUAGUAUGGACGAUACCGAUAGGGAUUGUUCAAGCCAUUACGAAUAUUCAACUUGGUCUUAAUACGCUUACCGAAUUCAUUAUCUCAUAUUUAUAUCCAUCACACCCCCUUGCUAUGAUGAUGUUCAAAAACUACGGCUACAUUUGCAUGUCACAAGCGCUCUACUUUUCGCAGGAUCUCAAGUUAGGACACUACAUGAAAGUCCCGCCGAGAACCAUGUUUUGGUCACAACUUGUCGCAUCAGUAUGGUCUGCUAUCGUCCAGAUUGUUGUUAUGAACUGGGCUUUGGGCCACAUCCCUGAUGUGUGUAGUGACGAUCAGCCUGAUAACUAUACAUGUCCAAAUGGCAGGGUUUUCUAUACCGCGUCAGUCAUAUGGGGCGCGAUCGGUGCCAAGCGGAUGUUCAGUAGCGACGCUCUUUAUUCGUCGUUACAGUGGUUCUGGCUCGUUGGUGCUGUCGCCCCGGUCAUCACCUGGUUCUUAGCCCGUCGUGCUCCUAAAUCGAUGUUCCCGUUCUUCCGUUCCAUCAACAUGCCCCUCUUCUUUGGCGGCUCGGGCAUGAUCCCGCCUGCUACUUCGUAUACCUAUCUCUGUUGGGGGGCGGUAGGCCUGACCUUCAACUACUUCAUCAAACGAAGGUGGAAUGGAUGGUGGCUGCAGUACAACUACAUCACCUCGGCGGCCCUUGACUGCGGAUUGGCAAUCUCGACGAUUAUAAUAUUCUUCACCCUCUACCUCACCUCCGCCCAAUUGCCAAAGUGGUAUGGGAAUUACGAUGUCUUCGAUACGUUAGACCAAACUGGGAUGGCUAUUAAAAGCUUUGUUGCCGAAGGAGAGACAUUUGGGCCUACGACUUGGCCAUGA